AUGUUUCAGAUUCUUCUUACCCUCGCAUCCUCCAAGAAGCCGGUGAUUCUUUUGCCCGGUCUCAUAAGCUCCGUUCUCAGUGGCGAUGUCACAAAGAAGCGUUACUGGUAUUGUCCGAAUGUAAAAGACCAACAAGUAUGGUUUAAUGAUGAUUAUGUCCUUCCACCAACAUACUAUUGCCUUUUGGACAGUGUUAGACUUGAAUGGGAUGAUAAGCUCAAUAACACAAAGCAACCCGAUUAUGUCAAUCUUUCUAUCGUUGAUUUCGGUGGACUGAAUGGCAUCAAUAACAUUGAUUCAUUGGGUGAUACACACUUUGUUCCAUAUUACAAAGUCCUUGUUGACAGAUUGAUCCAAGAAGGAUAUUCAGAGCGUGUUGAUUUAUUUGGUGCUCCUUUCGACUGGAGAUUCGGCCUUAACCUCCCACAAGACUUCUAUAACCAAUUCACCGCUCUCGUUGAACAAGCCUACACAACAAACCAAAACCAGAAAGUUACACUCAUUGGUCACUCAAUGGGUGGCUUCUUCAUCAACCACUAUUUGGGCAGACUCAUGCCAAAGGAAUGGACUGAAAAGUACAUUGAAUCAGCCAUUUUUGUUGCUCCUGCUUUUGGCGGCUCGGGAAUUGCCUUCGAGACACAAGUCACCCACAAGCUCCCAUGGCUCAGUAUCCUUGGCGAAUUACCUGAAACAGUUUGCUCUAUUCAGGGAAUUCACAUCCACAUGCCAAACCAUGUCAUUUUCGGUGAUAAGACACUCGGCUACAAACCAGAUGGCCAACCACUUGUCGCUCGUGAAAUGACAGAUUUCCUCAUCAAUCAGGGAUAUUUGACAGGAGAUUACAUCAAGAUCCACAACAAGAUGAAACCAUUCUUCGUUGAUGCUCCUCCACAGCCACCAGUUCCAUCCGCUGUCAUCUACAAUUCUGGCCUUCCAACAAUCCAAGGCUUCGAUUUCAGAACAAAGGACCGUGAAAUGGUCUUCGGCGGUGGUGAUAUGAUGGUUAACGAAGAAGGACCAGAGUAUGCCUGCAACAACUGGAAGAAUACUUCUUGCCUCGACCUUAAAUCAGCUGAUCUUAAGAAUGACAACCACUUAACAAUCAUCUACAACAAGGAUGUCCUCGAGUUCAUUGUUAACUGGAUCAAGAACUUCUAA
Trichomonas vaginalis G3 is the source of this 1158-nucleotide messenger RNA. RefSeq names its product O-acyltransferase protein. Bases 1 to 1158 code for a protein of 385 amino acids. NCBI's taxonomy places the organism in Eukaryota, Parabasalia, Trichomonadida, Trichomonadidae. The transcript has a single exon. Gene Ontology annotation, biological process: lipid metabolic process. The record is from RefSeq and is a predicted model, not a curated record.